AUGAACCGGGAUAAAGUGCAGGUUGGCGACUCCAUCGUACCUGCCGCUGCCGGCGUGAUCGUGGUCGCUCCGCAGGACGGCAUGGACGACAAACGCCUCGCUGCCGGAGAAUUGCCAGUGUUUAACUGCGCCGGAGGGAGAGAAGAUUUACCGGCGGAGAGUCGAGAAACCUCACCGAGACACGAGCCCUCACCCGCGGGCGCGCCUCCUACCGUCCACCGGACAACCUCGUUCUCGGUUCUGGACAUUUUGGACCCCAAUAAAUUUACUAGUAAGAAGCAAACACCUAAUAGGACAAGCUGUGAUUUCACGUUUGGUGCAGAAAACAGAAGCGAUGACUCAAAUCAUACGAUCGAGCACAAGUCUUAUCAAGAGGACUACGACUUUAAAAAAACAUCAGGGAUUUUAAAAGACGGAUUUGUGUUCCGGUCAGAUGAAUGUGAGGCUGAUUUUACCCGAGGGAAUCAGUCGGACAGCGAGCUGCAGGAGGAUCUGUGCAGUGAGGAGAGCAGCGCCCUGCUUGGAAACAACGACGCCGAGUAUGGGCAGCACGAGGACGACGACUCACUAAACAAAAGUCCAGAAGGACAGCAGACUCAACAGUCCUCAUCAAACGGACAGAAUCAGCCGGUGAAACCCAAGCGUAAGCGCACCGGUUCGGACUCGAAGUCUGGCAAACCCAGAAGGGCCCGGACUGCGUUCACGUACGAGCAGCUAGUGGCUCUGGAGAACAAAUUUAAGUCGACGCGAUACCUGUCCGUGUGCGAACGCCUCAACCUGGCGCUGUCUUUGAGCUUGACAGAGACUCAGGUGAAAAUAUGGUUUCAGAACCGCCGGACCAAGUGGAAGAAACAGAACCCGGGAGCAGACACGAGCGCACCGACCAGCGGGAGCGGAGGUGGACCGAGCAACGGGCUGGGCAGCCUGAGUCCUCUGAGCCCGUCUCCUCCUAUGGGCGGUCAUCUCUCCAUGCACACCAGCUAUCCGGGUCACGCGCCAGGAGGACUCGUCUGCACCACUCAAUUACCCUUUCUGCCGGGUCACGCGGUACUGUCACCCUUCAUGCUUGGCUCUCAGACUUACGGAGCGCCCACGUUUUACGCGCCGCACUUAUAAGAAGAAAUCUUUAGGAGAUGUCCUGGAUCGGAAGAAACAGAGUGUCCGGUCAACUCGGCACAGGAACAUUUUUACCAUGAAGCACUAUGCUGUCACACACUUGCAAAGACAUUUGAUAGGUUUGUCUUAAAAACCGAGACGUAGCAACCAUUCUGCACUGUGGCAA
Messenger RNA from Sinocyclocheilus rhinocerous, 1282 nucleotides. RefSeq names its product NK1 transcription factor-related protein 2-like. NCBI's taxonomy places the organism in Eukaryota, Metazoa, Chordata, Actinopteri, Cypriniformes, Cyprinidae. Bases 1 to 1116 code for a protein of 371 amino acids. Gene Ontology annotation, cellular component: nucleus. The transcript has 2 exons. Gene Ontology annotation, molecular function: RNA polymerase II cis-regulatory region sequence-specific DNA binding; DNA-binding transcription factor activity, RNA polymerase II-specific. Gene Ontology annotation, biological process: regulation of transcription by RNA polymerase II; cell differentiation. The record is from RefSeq and is a predicted model, not a curated record.